GGUUCCAGCCUCCCAGUGUUCACCUGAUGGAGAAUGUGGCAGGUGGCCUACCCACUGGGGCAGUGGCUGCUGUGCUGAAGCCCAGUGAGGGACUACCUGAGGGGAGCUUGACAGUGCAUGGCUAUGACUUUGACCGUGGAUUAGACUAUCAUGCCUUGCUCCAGUCUUACCUCACCACGGGUUUCCAGGCUACCAGCUUUGGGCAGGCUGUGAACGAGAUCAACCGCAUGAUAGAAGCGAAGCUGACACCACUGGCCGAGGAUGAAGGGAACCAUGCCGACCUGAAUCCCUGUUCCCGCCACCUAACAGGCUGUACAAUCUUCUUGGGCUUCACUUCCAACCUCAUCAGCUCAGGUGUCCGUGAGACCAUCCGCUUUCUGGUGCAGCACAACAUGGUGGAUGUGCUGGUGACCACAGCAGGUGGUGUGGAAGAAGAUCUAAUCAAAUGUUUGGCACCCACUUACCUUGGAGACUUCAGCUUGCGUGGCAAGGAACUACGACAGAGUGGGAUUAACAGGAUUGGGAAUCUGCUGGUGCCCAAUGACAAUUACUGCAAGUUUGAGGACUGGCUGAUGCCAAUCCUGGACCAGAUGGUGACAGAGCAGGACACAGAGGGGGUGAAGUGGACUCCAUCAAAGUUCAUUGCUCGUCUUGGCAAGGAAAUCAACAAUCCUGAAUCUGUCUAUUACUGGGCACAAAAGAACAGCAUCCCUGUGCUGAGUCCAGCGUUGACUGAUGGAUCCCUGGGGGACAUGAUUUUCUUUCACUCCUAUAAGAAACCAGGCCUUGUGCUGGACAUUGUGGAAGAUCUGAGGCUCAUCAAUACGCAGGCCAUAUUUGCCCGGAAAACAGGAAUGAUACUGGGAGGGACUUGUCAAGCACACAUUGCUAACGCCAACCUCAUGAGAAACGGUGCUGACUUUUCUGUAUACAUCAACACGGCACAGGAGUUUGAUGGCUCAGACUCAGGAGCUCGGCCUGACGAAGCAGUUUCCUGGGGGAAGAUCCGCAUGGAUGCCAAGCCUGUCAAGGUUUAUGCUGACGCUUCCCUGGUUUUCCCACUGCUGGUUGCGGAAACCUUUGCACAGAAACCAAAUGCCUUUGCUCCAGAGAAGCAAAACGACUAAGCCGCGGACUGCUGCGUGCCCAUGUGCUUCUCCCACAUACCAUUGCAGCUGCUGGCACCUGCACUGAGACUGUUUUGCAACAUCUGUUUGGAUGAAUGGAAGGCAGUCGAACCAUUAGCACGACAUCAUUCUCUUCCAUGCUGAAUAGAAGCUGAGCCCCAGUCUUAUAGUCAGAAAGCAGCGGUCUGUUACUUGUGUGUAAUCGCAACCCAUCCUCCUCAUGAGCUUGCCGAGAGGAUAGUGUUUCUGUCUUUUUGCUCUUGUAAAUCCUAUACACUCUGAGACACUUGGUGAUGUACCUGCCUCUCCAGCAUGCUGCUUUCGUGAUAGUAGGAUGGUCCUUGGAUUCUGAAGUUGACAUUUUUUCCCCUCCCUUUAACAACUGGCCCAGCAGUAUCUCUCUGCUCAUGGCCUCCCUGCCCACUUCAUUUUAAUUCUUGGAUUUUCUUCUCUGUCUCUUUUAUUUACUGAUAUGACGUGUGUCCAUCUGGAAUCUGCUUGAGAUCCCCCAGCCUCCAAAUAAACCACUGUACUGUA
This is a messenger RNA of Lacerta agilis (Sand lizard), 1664 nucleotides long. RefSeq names its product deoxyhypusine synthase (gene DHPS). Gene Ontology annotation, biological process: peptidyl-hypusine biosynthetic process. Lineage: Eukaryota; Metazoa; Chordata; Lepidosauria; Squamata; Lacertidae. Gene Ontology annotation, molecular function: deoxyhypusine synthase activity. The record is from RefSeq and is a predicted model, not a curated record. Gene Ontology annotation, cellular component: cytoplasm.